This is a messenger RNA of Gongylonema pulchrum, 297 nucleotides long. The record is from the annotation of a GenBank genome assembly. Lineage: Eukaryota; Metazoa; Nematoda; Chromadorea; Rhabditida; Gongylonematidae.
CGUAAAUGUGUGGUGAUAAUUCCAUCGGAGGAGGAGAUGAUCGCGCGACAGAUGAAGCAAUCACGCAUGGAAGGCGCAGGUUCGAUACCAGUGGAAGCUUUGCUGGAGUUGAAAGCAAUGCUCUCUAUACCGGAUGAGAAGACCGAACCGAUUGAAGAAGUUCUCUUUGUGGAGCCACCGCUCGAAAGGAUCGGUGACGCCAUUGAUCUCGUUCUUCGGCAAGUUUUUUUUUUUCAGGCGCUGUUUCUGUCACAAACGAAAAAAGACCAGCUUGACGUUAUGUGGUACUCGCUGUAA